Psammomys obesus (fat sand rat) is the source of this 2827-nucleotide messenger RNA. It is a transcript of the gene Msi1, whose product is annotated as musashi RNA binding protein 1. Gene Ontology annotation, cellular component: cytoplasm. Gene Ontology annotation, molecular function: RNA binding. The record is from RefSeq and is a predicted model, not a curated record. Lineage: Eukaryota; Metazoa; Chordata; Mammalia; Rodentia; Muridae.
CCGCUGCCCGCGCCGCCCGCGGCUCCCGAUGGAGACCGACGCGCCCCAGCCCGGCCUCGCCUCCCCGGACUCGCCGCACGACCCCUGAAGGGCUGCGUGAAUACUUCGGCCAGUUCGGGGAGGUGAAGGAGUGUCUGGUGAUGCGGGACCCCCUGACCAAAAGAUCCAGGGGUUUCGGCUUCGUCACUUUCAUGGACCAGGCGGGGGUGGAUAAGGUGCUGGCUCAAUCGCGGCACGAGCUCGACUCCAAAACAAUUGACCCCAAGGUGGCCUUUCCUCGGAGAGCACAGCCUAAGAUGGUCACGAGAACUAAGAAGAUCUUCGUGGGCGGCCUGUCGGUGAACACCACGGUGGAGGAUGUGAAGCAGUAUUUUGAACAGUUUGGAAAGGUGGACGAUGCCAUGCUGAUGUUCGACAAGACCACCAACAGGCACAGAGGGUUCGGGUUUGUCACGUUCGAGAGUGAGGACAUCGUAGAGAAAGUCUGUGAAAUCCACUUCCAUGAAAUCAACAACAAAAUGGUGGAAUGCAAGAAAGCUCAGCCAAAGGAGGUGAUGUCCCCGACGGGGUCUGCCCGGGGCAGGUCUAGAGUCAUGCCCUACGGAAUGGACGCCUUCAUGCUGGGCAUUGGCAUGCUAGGCUACCCAGGUUUCCAAGCCACGACCUAUGCCAGCCGGAGUUACACAGGCCUUGCUCCUGGUUACACCUACCAGUUCCCCGAAUUCCGUGUAGAGCGGACCCCUCUCCCGAGCGCCCCAGUCCUCCCCGAGCUUACAGCUAUCCCUCUCACUGCUUAUGGUCCGAUGGCAGCGGCAGCGGCGGCAGCGGCUGUAGUUCGAGGGACAGGUUCUACUCCCAGUCGCACAGGGGGCUUCCUGGGGACCACAAGCCCGGGCCCCAUGGCUGAGCUCUACGGGGCAGCCAACCAGGACUCGGGGGUCAGCAGUUACAUCAGCGCCGCCAGCCCCGCCCCCAGCACUGGUUUCGGCCACAGUCUUGGGGGUCCCUUGAUUGCCACAGCCUUCACCAAUGGGUACCACUGAAGCAGGGGAGAGGUGGCAGGAGCGCCCCGGCCUGCAGCUGACUGAGGACCAGAGUGAGCCAGCGAAGGGACAGGGACCCUCAGCCGCAGCAGCCCAGCCCCUCCGCUGCAACUCUGACCGCUACUGCCUGUCCCCCAACCCUGGGCCCAGCCCCUGCCCUGCUGUCCCCCACAUCUGGCUCCCCUACUAACUCCCCUGUUCUGACCUAGCCCCCUCUCCCCACCUGCCUCUCUUCCUGUUCGCUUUUAUUUAUUUUGGAUUAGCCGGUUCCCUCCCCACCCCAACCAGAUUCCCCCUCUCGGGACUGCCCCAUCCCUCCCUGCCGCCCCCUUUAGAACACCCCCAAGAAGGCUUUGUAUUUGUGCAUAGCUAGAGUGAGGGCAGAGGGAGCCUGCUACAGGCCGCAGCCCCAACCCUUUUUUUUUUUUUUUUUUUAAUUCUGGCUUUUCCCUCUUUAGCUUUUUUUUUUUUUUAAGAAACUGUUUUUAAACUAUUUCUAGGUUUGUGAAUGUGAAGCCCCAGGCCACAGGGGUCAAGGGGCCAGGCGCCCCCCACCCCACCAGCUGAUUGUCUGUGUGGGUGUGGGCUCCUGGCCACCUCCCUUUAGCCCUGGAGAGGAGGGCAGGGCUGCGGGGUAGGCCAGGCCGAGCCCCUGGAACCAUCCCGUCCUGUAUCAUAUGUAAAUACUGUGAGGUGAAGCCCUACCCCCAUCCCUCUCUAAGACCCUUUCGGGUGCUGGCAUUGCCUGACCCCACAGGGCAAAGGUCCCCACCCCUCCCUGUCUCUGUCCCCUCCUCCUCAGACACCAUUACUGUAAGCUUGCAGACCUCAGCUCUGGCCACAGCAGGCCCACACUCUCAGGCCCCCUCCCCUCCCGCCCGGGUUCAAGGCCUUGGGCCUACUCUCCCCAAAAAAUCCCCAGUGUGGGGGCAAGGGGCCAGGGAAGAGGAGGGCUGGGCCUAAGCCACUGCUGGGAAGGAUUUAGCUCUCCAAAGGUCCCUCCUGGCCCCUGCCUAGGUGGGACCUUCGUGGUUUCUGCUCUGAGCCCCUCCCCAACCGUGGGUGGGCAUCGGGGAGCGCUUCAGCAAAGGGCUUCUCAGGGAACCCCCACAUUCUCACUGAAGUUUCCCACCAGGAUCGUCCCGCGACCAGAGCCCUUGGUAGCCUCCUACCCUUGAGCCCUUUCAGAGAAAAGAGAAGGGCUUCGGGUGUGAACAUGAAGUAGACCUUGCCGGCGUGGCGGGGCUGAGCGGACCUGCUGUCAUCCCUUCUGUCCUUCUGCACCCGAGCCCGACGCUGGGGGCGUAGGCUCCCUUUCCCAGCAGAGCCCGAGCCUUGAAGCCCCCUCUGGAGAGUUAACUGUCCGUUUCAGGCGCUCACUCAACCUAUAAGCCCUGAGAACUCAAAGCAAUAAUCUUUGUCACCGAGAUACGCGGCUGUUUGCGUUUGUUGUGGGUUUUUUGUUUUUAAUAUUUCCUAAUAAAAGAGAAGCUGCAUUUUAUUGGUUUUUAUCUUUAAUUUUCUACACAUCCAAGCUUCAGAAGACUUAGCUUCCUUUUUCCCCCCCCCAAAUCCCUGGACUCUCUUACCCCACUGGGCCUGACGGUGGGUUCAGGGACCUGGAAUUCCAUUUUCUGAUUUAUUUGAGAAAAAAAAAAUUUUUUAAAGAUGUUACAUGGUGUUUUGAAGCCAGCAAGUUCCACCCUCUGUGUCUCUUCUCUCCACAUCUGUAACUUCUUUUUCCAGGUUUUAUUUUGUUUUAAGUUCCUAAUAAAUUAUUUGAA